Rhipicephalus sanguineus (brown dog tick) is the source of this 3560-nucleotide messenger RNA. RefSeq lists its product as uncharacterized. Bases 296 to 1792 code for a protein of 498 amino acids. The transcript has 5 exons. NCBI's taxonomy places the organism in Eukaryota, Metazoa, Arthropoda, Arachnida, Ixodida, Ixodidae. The record is from RefSeq and is a predicted model, not a curated record.
CACGUGAAUAUCGAGAAAUUGCGAGUGAAUACAGAUUGCGCAUGCGCGGACCACUUUAGUAGUUUGUCCUCCGGCAACGUGACUGAGCUUUGUUAGCAGCUCUUUGCCACGUGCUUAACAAUCUUUGCUUAACGUGCUCUUCGCCACGUGCUUAACAAUCUCUGGUAAACAUAAGCGGAGCGGAGUUCAUAAGUGGAUCAGCGUUCCGCACCGGCGUAAGUGGACCAGAAGUCAGCACGAUUCUUCGAACACGGUUGGCACUGCAGGACCUCGCGGAACCGUUCCAUAAUCGACCAUGAGUACCACGGAGGCAAUGGCCGACGAUAUCAGCGAGUUCGGGGAUCCGUACGAGCUCGUCGAGGCUGAGGAGCUGGUCAUGCUGAAACUGGAGGCGCCGUUACCACCGGGCCGCUCCGUUCCGAAGGCCUUCGCCGUUAGCAGUGACCGUUCGAUGCUUACGACGGACUACAUAGGUUUCGUCAACAAUCGCGGCUUCCUGGUCAAGUAUUCGUAUCCGAGAGCGCUGUUUGCCGGAUGUCGAGACUUCAAGGGCGGCAAAGGAUUUCUCGCCACUGCGCGGGACGUUCUCUGCAAGACUCACACACUGGUCAUCGUACACAAUAGGGACGCUGUGGUGGACUUAGCGGCUUGGUUUCCCGGUGUGCUCGCCCUCGUCCUCUUCCACAACCUCAACUGUCAGCGCACGGAGAAGGCGCACAUGCAAGGCAACAGACCCAUUUCGCGUAUGAAUAGACUAUGCGGCACCACGCCCGGCCUAGGCGCUGAGGAGCUCUUCCUGAGCCCAUUUGCGCUAACGACACUUUUUGCCUUCUGUCCUGACAUUUCCCAUGUGCAGGCUCCCAUGGAGUACAUUGUCAAAAUGGCCGGACAGGUGAAGGCUGAAGGAUUGCGCCAGCUGCCCUUGCUAGAGAGCUGUCGGGAGUUGACACUUGGCCGACUCACGCGUAUAGUGGACGGCAGGUACGUCACGAUGAGCGAAGUGGACGAGAACACCAUGAAGAUGGCGAUCGAGCAGUACCCGGAUAUUGAGCAGCUACAGGUGGCUGCGAUGAAACCCAACGCCAUUCCCCUGAUCGCCAGGUUUACACGGCUCAGGCGCCUACACCUGAUGUCCUACAGUGACGGCCGUGACGAGCUGUGCCGUUUCGACCGGUUAAUCAAGCUCUUGGAAGAACUGCGACUCACCCACCUGAAGUUGAUGUGCUUCAUGGACGUGAGCCUCCUGAAAAUCUCCGAGGCCUGCAAGAACCUCGAGAGUCUGUCCCUCACGGAAUGUGCAGUGAGCGACGAGAACGUUCCACGCGACGCAUUCCUGAAGCUCAAGUCGCUCGCUUUGGCCGACGGCAUCAAAGAGAAGCCAUUCUUCAGCCUGCUACGGGCGGCUCGCGGCUUGACAGAGUUGCGAUUGGAGAACCGUUGGACGGUGAUGAUGUUUGUGGGCGGGCCGUUGAACUCGCCCAGGCAGCGACACGAAUUCCUGCGGUCUCUCACCCUGGGUACCGACCUUGCAGUGACGAGGCUUCAGGUGUCAAUCGCGGACUUGCACGCGAUGAUGCAGUCGACGCCGGCCUUAGUGACGUUGCGCACGGACAGCUACGACAUCAGACUAUUCGUGGGACACUUCCAUCCGCGGGUCAGACUGACCUGGACAGCAUGCACAGUAUGUGCCGCCGAGUUUCCCAAGAUGGAUGCCGAGCAGGCGGAAAUGUGGAGAGACGUGUACAUUGGAGACCUUUUAAAAGGGAACUGUAAAGGGCAUCGCAACGGCUAGAUGUGCUUGGCCUCGCCUUCAUUGAAUGACGAACUGUGCAGUGCUGGGAGAUUGAAACUCGGGUACGUGGUAGCUGUCAGGGAGGGCGACGAGGAGGGCGAUAGCGUUCGUGACACACGGUGACGGCAUCUUGUAGACAGUCGUUCAAUCUGUAGUUCCUGGUGGCGCCGGCUGAGCGCUGCUUGCCUUGGCUUCAAAACACUGCGCUCGCAGCUGGGGCUGGUGGGCGUGCGUUGCGAAGAAUUGCAGCGCUCUGCCAGUGACACCGAGAACCACAGAUUGAACGGCUGCAUAACGGCUGCAGUGACCAUGCGACACGAAAGCUCUUGCCCACACUGUUACCCUCACAGCCAGCAGCCACACGCUGCAAGUAUCACGUUUCAAUUGUUAAUCACUGCACGGUGAAAGCUUUCUUCCUAGAGGCAUAGGGGGUGAUAGCGGUGCUGUGUGCCGUUCGCCGCUUUUUUUCCUGCCAUGUGUUUCUGGCUGUAUGCAUUGAACUGUGCGAAUUCGUGUGUGACGUGGGUUUGCUUUUCGAAAUUCGCCUUCUUAGUGGGGUAUCGUUUCCUAUCUUUAAACGCAAGAUAGAUUCUUUAUGAAAUACCGGAACACAGGCAGAUAGGCACAGUAGCACUGGAGGCGUUAUCUUGCAACUCUUGUCGAGUCCGUUGUACAGAGAAGAAAGGGGGCGGGUGUGGUUCAAAAGUUUGCAGGCCGCUAUCUCAUGUAUUCACAUAGCAGCGUGGUCUGCGAACUUUUAACCACCCCUGUACAUUAGUAACAUCAUUAUUCUAGGAUUUUCGUUACUCCGCGCUUAUAGACAGCAAGUUGGUAGAAUGUAGCUCUGGCAAUUGUAGCUCCGUGUGCUCUGCUUGUCGUCCGUGUCAAGAGAUGGCGGCAGUGGCGCUGCUUUGCACAUCUGCGUCAUGUGUUCGUGCAUUCCCCAAAAUGCGAUAAGUUUACAAAAAAAAGCUGCAACUAUAAAAACUGUAAGGAUUUCUGUGACCCACUGGUAUUUUUUCAUCCUGAAAUGGCGUAAGUCUUGCAGACACUGACACAAGGCUGGAAGAAAUGAACAACGCGAACGCCCAGUAUCAACUUAAAUGUAGCACUGCGGUGGAAAAGAAGGUAGAAAAACAUUUACCUGCUCAUGUUCAAGCUUUGCGUGCACCCUAGUUUACGCCACAGUGCUACUUUUCAGUUGACAGCCGGUGUUCUCUGUUUCCAUGGUGCGUCCAUGUCUGCAAGGCCUAUUGUCUGUUGCGGUGAAUGCUUACCAAUUAGGCCAACUUUCUGCUCUGCUGAGAUCUUGUAAUUUUUGAUGAGUACGCUUUGUGAGGUUUGUCUAUGGUGAUAACUUCAUUGGACAAAGACACCCGCAGAGGCAACAUUCUGGAAGGAGAAGGAAGGCUGGUGACCUGUGCUGCGUGUGGAGCUCAGUCUUUAGCGCUUCCACUGUAAUGGUAGUUCUGCAGCGAACCGCCAUCCCUAAACAGGAGUAUAAUAGAGAUGACCCGGCCAUUCGUUGUGCCAAGUGUUCUGUCAAUGACGAUGCGAGAUAUCUCAUUUGCAUAAUCAACAACGUGAAAUACUCAGAGGCAUAUCGCUCCGAUAAGACAUAAGGACAUACUAAUGGGGGCAUGAGAUAAUGAGGUGUCUUGUCUUGGUGUGGUGCGGUAAUAAAAGAUAUAGUUGGACAAAAUAUGUGAUAUUAAGGCGAAUGCCUUAGGUUUCUCAUCAAGCCCGAAAAUUGACCGUCAGCGUCUUG